AUGUUGCUCAAGCAACAGCUGAUAUAUGUUGGCAAUAAGCACUAUGCCGACAAUACUUCUGCUUUGUCAUCAGCUAUUCCUAGCAGCUCCACUGAGCCUCAAUGGGUAGCAUCACUCAGAGGAGGGCAACAAGAUAUUACUCAGGAAUUCGUUCUUGAUGAAGCGUUAUUCAAGUCAUUGGCUAGACCAAUUGGUAUUGAUAAACCUAAAGCAAUUGAAGUUGUGAUUUCUGCCAUGGAGGAGCUCAUAAGAAUGGCCGAAAUCGAAUUUCCUUUGUGGGUUUCGACCGCGGAUAAUAGGAGCUAUUCCCUGAAUGAAGAUGCGUACUACAACUUGUUCCCUACAGCAAUCGGUCUGAAACCAGUUGGAUUCAAAGUUGAAGUAUCAAAAGGGAGCGAUGUGGUUUUGAUGAAUCAUAUGAAUCUUGUUGAAGUUUUCAUGGAUAUGAAUAAAUGGCUAGCUGUAUUUGCAAGCAUAAUUUCAAGGGCUUUAGUCAUAGAGGUUUUAUCAGCAGGGUCUGAGCCUGGAAAUUUCGAUGGAACCCUGCAAAUGAUGACUGCAGAGUAUCAAAUCCUCACACCAACGGUUCCAACGAGGGAGAGCAUUUUCUUGAGAUACUGUAAACAAUUAGGUGAAGGUACAUGGGGGAUCGUUGAUGUUUCGUUUGACAAUUUACUUUGUUUAGAUCCAUUAGUCAAAUGCAGAAGAAGGCCAUCAGGAUGUAUAAUCCAAGAAAUGCCAAAUAGCUGCUCAAAGAUCACAUGGGUUGAACAUGUACAUGUGCAAGAUGAAGGUGUUCAUUAUUUAGGAAAGCCCUUUGUCGAAUCAGGUCUUGCAUUUGGAGCUCAACGAUGGGUUUCAGUCUUAGCUAGACAAUGUGAACGUCUUGCAAGUGCACUGGUGACAAAUUUCUCUCCUAAUGACAUCAAUGAUACUGUGCUAAUAAGUCCAGAGGGAAGAAAGAACAUCCUGAGACUAUCUGAAAGAAUGGUGCUCAGAUUUUGUGCUGGAGUAACUUCUUCUACUGCACAUGCAUGGCUGAAUUUAUCUGAAAGUGGAAAUGACCAAAUAAGAAUUAUGACAAAGAGGAGAGAAAAUGAUCUGGGGGAGCCUUCUGGUAUUGUGUUAAGUGCUACAACUUCUUUCUGGCUUCCAGUUUCUCACAAAUUCGUGUUCGAUUUCUUACGUGACGAGAGUACUCGAACUCAGUGGGAUAUCCUCUUUAAUUGCGAAGAUAUUAUAGAAAUCGUGCACAUCUCUAAUGGUAACGAAGUUGGCAAUUGUAUCUCCUUGCUGCGGGGUACAAAUUCAAACCUUGGCAGCUUGCUGAUGUUGCAAGAAUGUGGUACUCAUCAAACAGGAUCUUAUAUUGUCUAUGCCCCUAUUGACAAUGGCACAGUGGAUCUGUUAUUAGAUGGUGCAAGCUCUGAUCAUGUAACACUUCUUCCUUCUGGAUUCACCAUAUAUCCCAGUGGACCUACACCUAAAUCAAUUCAUGUUGAUGCCAUUUCUGGUGCUGCUCGAGAUGCUGGAUCUCUCCUCACUAUUGCUUUUCAGAUUUUGGUUAAUCCCGUCCCAAAUGCAAACAUUCCUGCAACAUCAAUUUCCAGCAUCAGCAAUCUCAUUGAGUACACAUCUCACAAGAUAAGAGCUGCUUUGGCUCUCCGUGGUGCCUAAGUUUACAGUGUAAUAGCAAGGUCAAUAGUAGGACAAGGCCAGGAAAAGUCAAGAGCGCACUCUAAUAUUAAUUUUGUGUUCACAAAAUUUGGCAAAGGCGUGAAGGUGGAGAGGUUCGGGCAUUGACUUCUCCAACAACUGUUCUGUAACUUAUGACUUUGUAUUACCAUUGUUGCUUGUGUCUGAAACUUGUGCUUGUAAGUAGAGAUGAGUAAUGGAGUCAUCCAUGCUGAUCUCUGCAACUUUUAUCUUAUUUCAUGUUUGCUUUUGAUUAAGACUUGGAUAGGGUAACUUGAUGAUCUUAAAUCUAAUACCAUAAUGC
This is a messenger RNA of Coffea arabica (coffee), 1999 nucleotides long. The record is from RefSeq and is a predicted model, not a curated record. NCBI's taxonomy places the organism in Eukaryota, Viridiplantae, Streptophyta, Magnoliopsida, Gentianales, Rubiaceae.